Messenger RNA from Mugil cephalus (flathead mullet), 2228 nucleotides. It is a transcript of the gene vimr2, whose product is annotated as vimentin-related 2. The record is from RefSeq and is a predicted model, not a curated record. Lineage: Eukaryota; Metazoa; Chordata; Actinopteri; Mugiliformes; Mugilidae. The coding region runs from base 109 to 1278 and encodes 389 amino acids. Gene Ontology annotation, biological process: skeletal muscle organ development. Gene Ontology annotation, cellular component: sarcolemma; Z disc; cell-cell junction. The transcript has 10 exons.
GUCCGCGUCACCUCGGUGUUACAUUCUCUGUGAGUUUAAAACCCACCUUGGAACCCGCUGCCGCCAAUUGCCUGUUGCGUUUGGUCGAGUCUGAACCCAUCUAAAGAUAUGGCCAUGCUCAGAGUGUCUUCUUACCGCAAGCUCUUUGAGGAAGACAGCUGGGGUCGUAAUGGAGGGUCGAGUGCGCGCUGUGCGGGGCAGUACCGGGCCUCCGUCAGGGCUGCAGCUGUUGACGACUGUGACUGUGACAAGUUAGACUUUGAAGCUGCAAAGGCUCUGAGCAAAGAGGGUCUGAGCCAGUUUGUCCAGGACCGCGCCAUCAUCGCUGCCCUCAAUGACCGCCUGGUCAGGCUCAUUGAACUGGCCCAUUGUUUUGAGGAGGAGAAUGAGUCCCUUGAAUGUCAGAUCGUUGAACUUGAGAAGAAGCUAAACAGUCGACAGGCCUCCUCAAGCAUCACCUCCACGGCGGUGGAGCCGGACUAUAGUCUGGACGCAGUGGUGGAAAGACUGCGCAAGCAGAGGGAUGAGAUCCUGUGUGACACAGAGGAGCUGUACAAAGAGCUGGAGCAUCUGAAGGAAGAGUACGAGAAAGCUGCACAGCAGAGGAUCCUCAUCCAGCACGAACGACAAGAUGUCGCUGAGGAAGUGGAUGCUGUGACAGCAGAGUGUUUGGCGCUGAGGGAGCAAGUGGCUAUCUACGAGGAGCAGCUGGCCAACAUGGAGGCCCAGCACAAGACGGCGGUGGAGAGUCUGCUGGAUCCAGAUGAAGAGACUACAGGAGGAGCCACUAUUAGAUUUGGCAGCCCUGACAUGACUCGGGCCCUGGCUGUAAAGGAGCACUACUGCCAGCUGACCGAGAGCCUGCAGUACGAGCGUGAUGUGUCCUCCUCUGCUGUGGUUCACGGUGGUGAUGGAAAGAAACUGGAAGUGGGAGGAACUGAAAGGUCAACAGUCAAAGACUUGGCAAAGAUAAAGGACGUCAGCGAGAUAAAGAUGCUGAUCUCAGAGCUGGAAAAGGAGCUGGCUGAGCUCGAGAAGUGUAAUGAGGAGUUGGAGGACGAGGUGGAGAUGAAGAAGGCUGCGUACAUGGACGAGAUUGCUGAGCUGGAGUGUACUUUAGAUGAAAUGAGGCAGCAGGAAGUCGACCUCCAAGCUCAGAUGAAGGAGCAGUGUGAAGACUAUAAGGAGCUGCUCAGCGAGAAGAUGGCCAGGGACAUGGAGAUCGCUGCCUACAGGAGUCUGGUGGAGGAAGAGGAGCAGAGACUGUGCAGCCUGUGAUUUCAGGCCGAAGAGUCGGACUGGUUGGCUGGAGUGUGGCUGGACGCUGCUAAAUGACACGUGGAUUAGAAAACAGGCAAAACAGGAAAGUGAAAAACAGACCCCCAAAUCAGCACUUCAGUGAAGCUUAUGGUACCAGUGCAGCAAUUUGAGCCGAUGUAAACUUAUCAUGACGGAUUAAUGCCGUCUGGAGGCCUAAGCUGGGUCACCGAUAACGGGUUGCUGGCAGAUGACCCUGAGACUCCAAGAAGGAUGGAGCUGUCUGAAACCGGUGGGAGGAUGGGUGAUGAGUGUGUAUCCCUCCAGUACGUGGCAGGGAUGCGUCCUUAAGUGGGUUUUAUCUUUAGCGGCUCACUGAUACAAUUCAUAUAUGUUUUGUCCUCUCUUUGUUGAACAAGUCUCACGCAGAUACAGACGCAAACAAGCUGAACUGCGCGGCUCCGCUGAGUCACUCCCGCUCUGAUACCACCUCGUCCAUCACUCAAACGCCGUCUGAUUGCCAAGCUCUUAACCUGUGACCCCUUCACUGUUAACAAACAUAUUGACAGCUCUCUCUUCGGUAACUAAAAGCAUCUUGCCGUCCCCGUGCUUUUACAGUCGUGCGCUCAUGUUGGUUUUGACAGUCGACUGUGCAGUGCUCUGUGUUUGCUUUUCAAAUGGCUCGUGAAGUUGUUUUUCUGCAGCUCUUUUCAAAAUGAGCACCUGGAUAUUUCCACAAAAAAAAGAAAAGAAAAAAAGUCGGCGUGAUUCAUUAUUUCUUCUUUGAAAGGCAACGUCCCCAAUUUUCUGUCAUUUCAGAAAUGAGCAUGGUAAUACAUUCCUCUGUAAUCUUUUCCUUAUUUUCCACACAACGUUAAAGCUGUCUAUGAUAAAUCAUUUUUUGGUUCCUGCCUCUGCACAAGCAUCAAAUGUACUUUAGAUUCAAAUGAAAUAAAACCAGUUGCUUGAGA